AUGAGCCAUCUCAACGGCACCGCCGAGCAUGCCUCGGAGCUGAAGCAGCAGGGCGCCCUCGACGCCGCCCGCGACCCUCAUUCGCGCGUCACGGCCGAGGCCGCAGAGCAGAGCGUCGUCGACCAGGCGCGCCAGGGCGGCAGCGCGGCCUUCCAGUUCGACCCCGACGCCAGCCCCGAGCAGAAGCGCGCCCAGGCGAGGGCGCGAGUCCCGCCGGGCUUCCACCACGAGCGCAACCACAAUGCCACGGCCCUGGUCUCGGACGCCGACGAAGCCGCAGCCGGCGCCCCGCAGUACGACCUCCCCCCGCCCACCAAGGCUGGUGCCAUCGGCUUGGACCUGCCCUCAUCGUCCGCUGCCAACGGCCAUGCGCCCGCGCCCGAGUCUGACCCGGAUGCGCGCUGGGAACGCGUUGGCUGGGCCCCGCGCUUCGGCAUGCCCGGUUCGGAGAACAAGGACGAGGACGAGGGCACCAUGCUCGACCACCAAACCUACCUCGAAGGCCAGCUCGACGACAAGUUCUUCGGCGACUGGUACCACAACACGGGCGUCAUCAUCUUUGCCUGCCUGAGCUCGUGGGUCGUGGCCACGCUCGGCGGAGGCCUCGGCUGGAUCAUGAUCAUCAUGGCCAUCUGCGGCACCUACUACCGCACCUCGAUCCGCCGUGUGCGCAGAAACGCCCGCGACGACCUCAACCGCGAAAUGGCCAAGAACAAGCUGGAGACGGACACGGAGAGCCUCGAGUGGAUCAACAGCUUCCUCGUCAAGUUCUGGCCCAUCUACGCCCCUGUCCUCUGCGACACCAUUGUUGGCUCCGUCGAUCAGGUCCUGUCUACCUCCACCCCCGCCUUCCUCGAUAGUCUGAAGAUGAAGACGUUCGUUCUGGGAACCAAGCCACCGCGCCUGGAGCACGUCAAGACCUACCCCAAGACCCAGGACGACAUUGUGCUCAUGGACUGGAAGUUCAGCUUCACACCCAACGACACAAUGGACCUCACCGCGCGACAGGUCAAGAACAAGAUCAACCCCAAGAUCGUUCUCGAAAUCCGUAUCGGCAAGGGUCUGGUCAGCAAAGGCUUGGACGUCAUUGUCGAGGACAUGGCCUUCUCCGGACUCAUGCGUCUCAAAUUCAAGUUGCAGCUUCCGUUCCCGCACAUCGAGAAAGUCGAAAUGUCCUUCUUGGAGAGGCCGACCAUUGACUACGUCUGCAAACCGCUAGGCGGCGAGACGUUUGGUUUCGAUAUCAACUUCAUUCCUGGUCUAGAGACGUUCAUCAUGGAGCAAAUUCACGCCAACCUCGGCCCUAUGAUGUACGACCCCAACGUCUUUCCCAUUGAAAUCGCCAAGAUGCUUGCUGGAAAUCCAGUCGAUCAAGCCAUCGGUGUCCUGCAAGUCACCUUCCACGGUGCACAGGGUCUCAAGAACCCCGACAAAUUCUCUGGUACGCCAGACCCGUACGCGACUGUCUCGAUCAACAACAGAGCCGUGCUUGCACGCACCAAGACUGUGCACGAGAAUGCCAAUCCUCGCUGGAACGAGACUAUCAACAUCAUUGUUACUUCGCUAAAGGACGCCCUGACCAUCAACCUGUUCGAUUUCAACGACAUUCGCAAGGACAAGGAGCUUGGAACAGCCACGUUCGCACUCGAGCAGCUCGAGACAGAUUCUGUCCACGAGAACAUGCACCUCGAGAUCAUGUCUGGUGGCCGACCGCGCGGUAUUCUUCAGGCUGACAUUCGCUUCUUCCCCGUUCUCGAGGGCACUACCCUGCAAGAUGGCACCAAAGAGCCUCCGCCAGAGUCUCGCACAGGCAUCAUCAAGUUCACUGUUGAGCAAGCCAAGGAUCUCGACGGCACCAAAAGUAUGAUUGGUCAAUUGAGCCCGUACGCUGUACUGCUGCUCAACGGCCGUGAGGUUCACAAGUCUCGCGCCAUGAAACGCACAAACAUCCCUAUCUGGCCCGAUGCGACCAAGGAAAUGCUCAUCACAGACCGCAAGAAGGCAAAGCUUGGCCUGGUCAUCAAGGACGAUCGCGACUUGGCGGGAGAUCCUAUUCUUGGAACCUAUCAGAUCACCAUCGAUGACAUGCUUGACCUGACAGCAAAGGGCCAUGAGUGGUACAACCUGGCUGGCGCUCAGACUGGGCGCGCAAAGAUGAAGCUGGAAUGGAAGCCUGUGGCACUCAAGGGCUCUCUGUCCUCGGGCGGAUACCUCACACCGAUUGGUGUCAUCAGGCUCCACUUCCAGAGCGCUCGCGACUUGCGAAAUCUCGAAACUAUGGGCAAGUCGGAUCCGUAUGUUCGUGUGCUGCUCUCUGGUGUCGAGAAGGGUAGAACGGUUACCUUCAAGAACAACCUAAACCCCGAUUGGGACGAAGUCGUCUACAUCCCCGUCCACACCAUACGUGAGAAGCUGACCCUCGAGGUUAUGGAUGAAGAGACGCUGGGCAAGGACCGUUCAUUGGGACACGUCGAGCUGUCAGCGGGCGACUACAUUCAACAAGACGAGAACGGCGAGUAUCUCGUUCAUGAACAGAAACAAACUAUACCUGGUCCACUGCGCAUGUCCGGCACGUCAGGCCACAAGGGCACGCUAAACUACACAUGCUCGUUCUACCCGACUAUCCCCACCUGGGAUCCCGAAGAAGACGAAGAGGAAUCGGAAGAGACCACUCCCAACGGUCGCUCCCGUGCGGCUAGCAUCCAAACGGCAGGAUCAAAGGCGCCAGCAUCGACGCACGCGCGUACUGUAUCUGGUACAAGCCAACUCGUUCGAUCCGAGACUGCGGGCACCAUCUCCUCCUUGGCACCCAGCAGCUCUCAAAGAGAUAGCGCGGCCGACUUGGCUAAACAGCUUGAAAAGAACGAGUACCAGCAAAACGAACCGAUCCCUGAGAAGCAUAAGAUUGAGAAGCUGCGCCUGAACGCCGAGGACCUGCAGCAGUAUGAGUCCGGACUUCUUGUAUUCAAGCUUAUCGAUGGCGAGUUUGCUGAAACGGGCGGAUAUGUUGAUGUUCUUAUGGAUGACAUGGCAUAUCCAAGCUACUCCAGUGCCAAGAUCAAAAACCGCCAUAUGACUUUCGGCGAGGGCAAGUCAUGUCGUUGGCUACCGUUGUGCAUCACUGACUGUUCUUAGUGGGCGAGACCAUGGUCCGCGAGCUCGACUUCUCCAAGAUCACUCUGCGCAUUAUCGAGCAGAUCAACAAGGACGGCGACGGAGACCAGGAUCACGUGAUUGCUAAACUCACAGGCAACACCAUCGAUACACUGCGACGCUGCUUGUACACACCUACUCAACUCACCUUGAAAGACAAGCACGGCAAGGAGAGCAAGAUCACUGUCAGUCUCAAGUAUCUGCCAGUCAAGAUGCGCCUGGAUCCCAGCGAAUCGUUCAACAAUCAAGGUACACUCCGUGUUGACGUUCUGGACGCGGCGGACUUGCCAGCCGCUGACCGCAACGGCUUCUCGGAUCCUUACUGCAAGUUUGUUCUGAACGACAAAGAGGUUUACAAGACGAAGACCCAAAAGAAGACACUCCACCCGGCGUGGAACGAGUACUUCGAGGUCCCUGUGAGGAGCCGAACUGGUGCAGAUUUCGUCGUCAAUGUCUAUGACUGGGACUUUGGUGAUAAGGCCGACUUUCUUGGCAAAUCCGCCAUCAACCUCGAAAUCUUGGAGCCUUUCCAACAGCAGGAAGUUACUCUUGGCCUGGAUGGCAAGAGCGGUGCGAUUAGGCUUAGAAUGCUCUUCAAACCAGACUACGUUGUCCGCGCCCGCCAAGGCUCAAGUACCUUCUCGGGCACCUUUGCUGUACCCGGCAAAGUCAUCGGCGCCCCUGUCAAAGGUGUUGGCAAGGGCGCUGCCUUGGUUGGCGGCGGUGUAGUUCGCGCCGGUACAUUCCUCGGCCGGGGUUUCAAACGUAGAAAGUCACGCGGAGCCAAUAGCGAGGAUGACUUUGACCAUCCAGACUUGGGAGACAGACCAAGCAUGGACGUCCCACUCGUGUCGGUUGAGGGCGGCAACACUACUUCCAUCUCCGCCGAACCCACAACGCCAAAUCGAAACACAUCCGAGCAUAAUCGCCACCGCAGCUGGGGGGCACAGUCCUUCUCUAGCAGACUGGGAGAUUCAGCGGCGCCCGGUGGUGGCGAGCAGGGUACUGCGAAUAUCUCUAUCGUCUCCGCUGACGGCUUUCCACCCGGCAUAAACCUGCGCGUCUUCGUCCAUCUGGGCAAAAAGGACGUACACAAGACUGACCAUAUCAAGACCGCUACAGGCAGUGUUCAGUUCGAGAACGAGACUUUCAAAGUCCCAUGCACAGCAGACCAAUUUUUCAAAGUCACAGUCAAGGACCACGCUACCUUUGGACGCGACGACGAGCUUGGUGAGGCGCAAUUUACAAUUGACGAUUCGCGCACUGGUGGCGAAAAGAACGUUGGUGUUGGGAAGGGCAUGGUUGUUAUACGCAGCUCCUUCACACCAGCCGAUGCCGUGAGCCAGGUAGGGAGCGUGAGUCCGAGAGUGUCAGGCGGGAGGAGAGGACUGCUGAGUAGAGGGAAAGAGAGAAGCCCCGCACCUCCGGGCGCUUAG
Messenger RNA from Ascochyta rabiei, 4589 nucleotides. Its product is annotated as Tricalbin-2. The record is from RefSeq and is a predicted model, not a curated record. The coding region runs from base 1 to 3135 and encodes 1044 amino acids. The transcript is spliced from 2 exons. Gene Ontology annotation, molecular function: lipid binding. Lineage: Eukaryota; Fungi; Ascomycota; Dothideomycetes; Pleosporales; Didymellaceae.